CUUUAAACCGGUUAUUGGAUUGUAGUUUAUACAUAUACAUAUAAUUAUCAUCCAGUAUCAUGUUGAGCUUGACCGGAAGAACGGCCCUUAGUGCCAGACCAAGACCACAGUCUAUUGCCUCCAUGGCUGUAUCUGCACACCGUUUUGUCUCUUCCAAGGACUUAACUCCAAAGGCCAUGCCUACCGAUUUCCCAUUAAUGUCCCAAAAGACUGCCUCUUCUCCAGUUGACUACGCCUUGACUUCUUUGGACACCAUUGCCAACUGGGCUAGAAAGUCUUCUUUCUGGCCUGUCACUUUCGGGUUGGCUUGUUGUGCUGUUGAGAUGAUGCAUGUCUCUACCCCAAGAUACGAUCAAGAUAGAUUAGGGAUUAUUUUCAGAGCUUCUCCUCGUCAAUCUGAUAUUAUGAUUGUUGCUGGUACCGUCACCAACAAGAUGGCUCCUGCUUUAAGACAAGUUUACGAUCAAAUGCCAGACCCAAGAUGGGUUAUUUCUAUGGGUUCUUGUGCCAACGGUGGUGGUUACUACCAUUACUCUUACUCUGUUGUUAGAGGUUGUGACAGAAUCGUUCCAGUAGAUGUUUAUGUUCCAGGUUGUCCUCCAACUGCUGAAGCUUUGAUGUACGGUGUUUUCCAAUUGCAAAAGAAGAUGAUGAAGACCAGAAUCACCAGAUUAUGGUACAGAAAGUAAAUGGAAAUGAUUAUUUCCAUGUGGAGAGAUAUUGAGAAAAGGAGAGAAAAGGGGGAGAACUGAAGACAGACUAUUCGAAAUAGAGAAAGAACGGGGCAUUCCGGUAGCAGGAUGAAUGAUUCAUAUACUAAAAGUAAAAAGAAUAACAAUGUGAGUUUUUCGUUUUUGCUGUCCGCGUAUGGCACCACAUUACCUAACAUAGCUAGCUCUGU
This is a messenger RNA of [Candida] anglica, 901 nucleotides long. The record is from the annotation of a GenBank genome assembly. Lineage: Eukaryota; Fungi; Ascomycota; Pichiomycetes; Serinales; Debaryomycetaceae.